Molecule: messenger RNA, 9510 nt
Organism: Xyrauchen texanus (razorback sucker)
Lineage: Eukaryota; Metazoa; Chordata; Actinopteri; Cypriniformes; Catostomidae
Product: neuron navigator 1-like
Exons: 29
Coding region: 1-5541 (1846 amino acids)
Biological process (GO): microtubule bundle formation; neurogenesis; neuron migration
Cellular component (GO): microtubule cytoskeleton; axon initial segment
Source: RefSeq, a predicted model, not a curated record
AUGGCUGCAAAAAGGGGUAAGUCAGGGCUCCCACAAGCUGCUCCUCGGGCUGUGCUGAAGGUCUACCGAGGAGGGAACUCUGAGGGUCAUCUUCCAGUGGCAAGCAACCUGUGCAAACCAAAGUCAUUGACCAAUCUAUGCGUGCUUACUGACUCUGAGAAGAAGAUGCACCUGUACCAGCCUAAAUGGUCGGAUGACAUGGACAAGCCUGGGGAAGGUCAGAACAAGUCUGGCAAACUCAAAGAUGCUGGAAGGGGCACCAGCAAGUGUAUUCCACUCUCAAAGAAUCUUUCCAAAUCAGAGUAUUCACUCUUUCAAGGAAAGCCAAAACCCUUUAGUCCUCCUCAUUCUAAUUUGAGGAAACCCAAUCAGAUACCCAGGGGUCCUUAUGCAGAGAUCAAACCCAUUAGCAAGGCUCAAGAGCUGGCAGAUGAUGGAAAGUCAGAUGAUGAGAUAUUAUCCAGCAAGACUAAAGCUAAAAGUAAGAAAUCUGGUACCUUGGGAGCAGACACCCCAGGAGAUGGCAGAAGCAAAGAUGCUUCCGAACCUGAGGAAGGGGACAAGACCUUCCUUAAGGUGGAUCCAGAACUGGUAGUAACUGUACUUGGAGACCUGGAACAGCUUCUCUUCAGUCAGAUGUUAGAUCCAGAGUCCCAGAGGAAACGUACAUUUCAGAAUGUCCUCGACCUCCGGCAGAACCUGGAAGAUACCAUGUGCAGUUUGCGGGGGUCUCAGCUUAGCCACAGCUGUAUUGAGAGCAGCAUGUGCUACGACAGCGAUGAAACCAACGCGCACAGCAUCUCCAGCCUGUCCAACCAUUCCUCCCCUCUCUCCUGGCGCCAAGGCCAGUCUAGCCCGCGUCUGCAAGCUGGAGACGCCCCUUCCUCGAGGGUCACUGCCCACUCACUGCCUAUCCGCGCAACAACACAGAUCAGCCACCUGCAGCGCAUGCACCUCAUCGAGGGCCUGGAAGCCGCUGACGAUGACAUGGCUGACCUCAAGACUGGUUACCUUAGUGACACCAACCUGACGGAAAAGAGUCAAGCAGAAGAUGAUGAUGAUGUAGAUGUCGAUGAUGAUGACCUAACUAAUGGUUGGGAUGAAAGCAGCUCCAUCAGCAGCGGUUUGAGUGAUGGUUCAGACAACCUCAGCUCAGAGGAGUUCAACGCAGGCUCCUCCCUCAACUCUCUGCCAACCACACCCAUUGGCUCCCGGCGAAACUCUGCCAUUGUGCUGCGCACUGAUGCCGAGAAGCGCUCACUUGUUGAAAGCGGCCUUUCCUGGUACAGCGAGGAGGGGAAGACUCAGUGCCGGAAAGAGGGAGGAUAUGACACGGGCAGCCUUAAGGUGGAGUCAUCCAACAAGUGGAAAAAGAGCAGAGUGCAGGAUGACACAGCUGUCAAAGGUGAACUGAGGAAACCCCAGACGCUCGGCCACCCUCCCAGCGGACUGAAGAAGAGACGCAACCCUCCUGUAGGCGUGACAUCCCCGAUCACUCACACCACACAGAGCAUGCUCAAAUUACCAGGAGUUCCAAAGAAUGAUCACCGAGUCAUGGAUAAAACCAAAAUGGCAGUGAAAGCAUCUGGUUUACAACGUUCAAGUUCGGAUGCAGGCAAAGAUCGAAAACCUCCCUCUGGCCUUAACCGGUCCUCUGCUGGCACUGUAAAUUCUUUUGGUUUCAAGAAAUCGGUUCCUGCAACUGGUACUGCCACUGUGCUUACAACUGGUGGGAAUACAGUUUCUGGAGACUCUUUGAUUGUCAGCAAAGCUCCUAAAACUUCUAGCAUUCCUGUGAAACCAUCUAAUGGUGGUGUAGGUGGAGGACGGAAGACCAGCAUUGAUGUUUCAAACUGUGAUCAAGGUUUUAUGGCACCAAAUGCACGCAGCAAUAUCCAGUAUCGUAGUCUCCCAAGGCCUGCUAAGUCCAGCACCUUGAGUCUGACAGGAGGGCGGCCAGGAACUCGCCCUGUUAGCAGCAACAUGGACGUUGGUCUGCAGAGCCUUAAAACAGUCCCCACCCAGUCCAGGCUGAAGGAACCAAGCAGUGGAAGGAUCUCAAGCCGUGCCAGUACAGGAGGGAGUAACCCAGUUAAUCAAACCGACCGUGAGAAGGAAAAGGCCAAAGCCAAAGCAGUGGUGUCUGAUUCUGAGUGUUGUGGAGUUAACAUGUUACAGAAUGGUAUCCUUACGCCUACACAGACUGUAUUGGAGCCACCUUCCAAGCUACUGGUACUUCGACAACCAUCCAACUUGGGGAAAUAUUCCGAGCUGCCCUCUCCAAACUCCCAAAGGCCCCCCAGUGCCAGAUCUCUGCCCAAACCUACUCUUAUGGACAAGGUCAACUCCAACAGUCUGGACUGUGGGAUAGUCGAUGUGGAGAACCAACUUCCACCCAAAGUGCCGCACUUUUCCAAACUUCAGGAUCUAUCAGGAAUGAACAGCCCAAGCACAACUUGUCUGACCCCCAGCCCUGCUCCCGUCCUCAAUGUCAACUCCUCUGAAUGUUUCUCCAGUGCCACCGUGGGCCGAGGAGGCAGUGCUGGUGGCUCUCACUCAGUCUACCCUCGUCUCUCUGGGCUGCAUCGGAGCAUGGAGUCCCUGUCCCUGCAGAUGAGUGUGUCUCCAGCAGGGGACAGUGUGACAGAGUCUAGGUCCAGACAUGAGGACAAAGGGACAGUUAGUGGCUGGUCAACAGGAAGCAGGGUCUCACUCACUCUCACAUCAGACAGCUCACAAAGGGAUAGAAAUACUCUGCCUAAGAAAGGCUUAAGCCACAGCUCUUUGCAGGCUGAGGAGGAAAACAAAGAGAGACGUCAUUCACACACCAUAGUGAGUUUGACAGAGAUAAACAGUCCACCGCAGUUCCCUUCACCAAUACUAACAGCAAAGAUGCCACUGACCAGCAUCAUGACACCCAGCCCCACAUCUGGCACUCCCAGAAUGACCCGAUCCAACAGUAUUCCCACCCAUGAGGCCAGCUUUGAGCUGUAUCAAGCCUCUCCACUUGGCAGCACCCUAUCGCUUGCCGAACGGCCCAAGAGCAUGAUCCGGUCUGGCUCUUUCAGAGACAGAGAACCUGCCGAUGAUGUUCAUGGCUCAGUGUUGUCACUUGUAUCUAAUGCCUCCUCCACCAACUCUUCAGCUGAGGAGAGAAUGCAGGGUGAGCAAAUCCAUAAACUGAGGAGAGAGCUGGAAUCUUCGCAGGAGAAGGUGGCCAGUCUGAACUCACAGCUGUCUGCUAAUGCCAACCUGGUGGCAGCGUUUGAGCAGAGUCUCACGCUCAUGACAUCUCGACUCCAGACUCUCUGUGCAAGCGCUGAGCAAAAGGACACUGAAUUAAUGGACCUGAGAGAAACAAUUGAGAACCUGAAGACCAAGAACAUGGAGGCACAGGCUGUCAUCCAAGGAGCCCUCAAUAACCCAGAUAUUGACCCCAAAGAGUUUCGUAUCAGAAGGCAAAACUCAUCAGAGAGUAUUUCCAGCCUGAACAGCAUCACCAGUCACUCCAGUGUGGGCAGCCUGAAAGAUGAUGCCAAGAAAAAAAAGAAAAAGAGCUGGUUACGCAGCUCUUUUGGCAAGGCAUUCAGCAUUAAGAAGGGCUCUAAAUGUGGAUCUAUGUAUUCUGACAUUGAAGAGAUCACCACUCCAGACUCUUCAGCCCCCAACUCGCCAAAACUGGCACAUGAAGAUGGAGAGAACCCGCCUAAUUCCCUCGAAUCCAUCCAAUCAACCGCCUCCUCUGUGAUUCACGAGAGUAAUGAGGAAAAUGAGAGCGAUGAGCAUGUGGUGUCAGAGCUGAGGUCUGAGCUUUGGGAGAAAGAGAUGAAACUAACAGACAUCCGUCUAGAGGCAUUGAGCUCAGCACACCAGCUGGAGCAGCUACGAGACACAAUGAACAACAUGCAGAUGAUGGUGGAGAAUCUCAAGGCAGAAAAUGACCAGCUAAAAACUGGAAUUGCCCCAUCGUCUCUCAUCCUGCCUUGUGGCCCUCCCUCAACUUCCACCUCCCAACCUUCUGGCCUGUCCAGUCUCCUCAACUCCUGCCAAACCAAACCACCCAUGACCCUCACCAAGUCCUUCAGCCUCAGCCUCAAUGAAGGCUCCAACCCUGACAUUGCCCCAGUGGAGUCACUGAGCAUAUCAUCUCAAAGGGAUGAGGUCUUUACACGUGUGGUGGUUCGUAUAGCUGACCAGCAAGUGUCCGGAGAGAUGAGGCAACAGGAUUUCUUCAUCGGCUCUGUGAAAAUUAAUGAGAAGACCGAUUGGUCAACAUUAAACACAGUCAUCGCCACUAUUUUCAAGGACUACAUCUCUCAGGUGGACCCUGGUGCGAGUAUGGGGUUGUCUGUAGACUCUGUUCACAGUUACAGUAUUAAUCAGAGCAGGAGUGUGCUUGGAGCAGAAGCCCCAUCGAGCUCACCGUUUGACAGUUUAAUAAAGGGUCCGGGACUCAUCGCUGUUGCCCUCAAAGGUUUUAAAGAGAAAUGUGUUGACAGCCUUGUGUUUGAGACACUCAUACCCAAGCCCAUGAUGCAGCACUAUAUCAGUCUGCUGCUAAAGCACCGACGGCUGGUCCUGUCAGGUUCCAGUGGCACAGGAAAAACCUACCUUACCACCCGCCUGGCUGAGUACCUGCUGAAGAUGAGCGGCCGCGACCCUGGCCCUGGCCUUAUCACCAACUUCAACAUGCACCAACAGACCUGCAAGGAUCUCCAGUUGUACUUGUCUAAUCUGGCCAAUCAGAUUGACCAAGAUUGUGAUGCUGAGGACAUUCCAUUUGUCAUAAUCUUGGAUGAUGUCAGUGACGCGUCUUCCAUCACUGACCUGGUGAACAGCGCAUUGACCUGCAAGUAUCACAAAUGCCCAUUUGUCAUUGGAACAACCAAUCAGCCUGUUAAGAUGUCAUCAAAUCAUGGCUUGCAUCUCAGCUUUAGAAUGGUCACCUUCUCCAACAACGUGGAGCCUGCAAAUGGGUUCUUAGUGCGGUACUUGCACAGGAAGUUGAUCGAGACAGAGGAUGAAAGCACAGUUCACAGAACUGAGGUUCUAAAGGUUCUGGACUGGGUACCUAAACUCUGGUAUCACCUCCAUACCUUCCUGGAGAAACACAGCACCUCAGAUUUCCUCAUAGGUCCCUGCUUCUUCCUGUCCUGUCCAGUGUCAUUACCAAAGUUUCGGUCCUGGUUUAUUGAUCUCUGGAACCAGUCCAUUAUUCCUUAUUUGCAGGAAGGUGCCAAGGAUGGUGUGAAGGUCCAUGGUCAGAAAGCAGCAUGGGAGGAUCCCGUAGAGUGGGUGAGGGAUACGCUGCCCUGGCCUUCAGCUCAACAGGACCAGGCCAAACUCUUUCACCUUCCUCCCCCAACCACCAGCCCAAAUGCUGCUCCAACACAACAGCUCAUUGAUGACAGGUCCAGCAAAGACUCCGCACAGCACACCAUGGAGUCAGAUCCACUGAUGGCUAUGCUGCUGAAACUCCAGGAAUCGGCCAACUGCAUUGAGUCACCAGAACGGGACAUUUCAGGCAACCCCAGUUUCUAGGAUGAAAUAACAGACUAAUGUUCUCACUGAAGGCUAGUGCUGUUACAAAAUAAAUAAAAAAAAUGCCCUAUACGUUUGCACCUCCCUUGUCUCCUUAAGAAGGUUUGUGGGAGUCAAGAAAAGGAACUCAAGAACUGGGAUUUAAAUGCUGAUGAAAUUCUCAAACUGGAAAGAAAACCGAAGACCUGAUCCUAUCAGAGCUGAGCUUGAAUAUUUUUUUGCACUGUUGUCUUAACUGAUCUUUCCCUGGGUUAUCUAAUCCGCAAGUGCAUGGCAAUACUUGCAACAGAGGAUUGUGAAGAUUGGAUGAUUGUGAAGAUGAGAGAUCUUCUUUGGACUAAAAUAUAUUUAUUCUGUUGACAUAUUUCCAAGACGAUCUGCUACAUUCAUUCAAAAGUUGCCUGAACCCUGUACACAAAGAUGCAGUUACAAUGUGAUGCCAUUUAGAUAAACCAACAUUGAUGCAAAAUGUCAUAUACAAGAUGGUGCUUAGAAUCCAGCCUAUUAAGUCAGUUUCAUAGAAAUUUGAAUAUACUAUAUAUUACCUCACAGUUGCAAAGUUAUGCAGUUUCAAGGUGCAGUACAUACAUUUAACCAGAUUGCUUUUAACACUUCCCUCAAACACGGAGACAUGAAGGAGACAGAUGUAGUCUGUAGACAAAUGCCGCUGUAGUAAGAACCACGAGAGAAUGCACUUUGAUUCACAGCUUUCCAUUAAGAGUAAAGAUUUCAUGAGGGACAAUAACAGAGGUGCUGCUAACAGGUGCAUUGAAGCAGUAUGCAAUGUCUUGGGCCAGAAACAUACUCUAUCCACUCUAUGUGAACGCAAAUGCAUCUAGCUGCACAAGCACUGUAUCACUUGUUGUUGCAUUUUGAAAUGUUUUAUAACGCAAUGCAAAUACAUGUUGCACUCUCAGCAUUCCCACAAGGGGCAAUAUAGAAGACAUUAGCAUAACCGGCCAUUCGCUUAAGCACCAAACACGUUUGCAACCAUUUGCACAAAUUUUCAUUUGUUUAUCUAAGUAAAUAUGCGCUAGACUGAUACUUAGGCUAUUGCGCCAACUCUCGUGCAGGAGCGGCAUGUUUUUAAAUGCAUGUCAUGUUAAAAAGCUAUUAAAAGCUAUCUCGAGACACCUGCUUUCUAUUUGGUUUGAAUGGUCCCCAAACUGUCUUCUUCUAUAGUUACAGUUUUCACUUUCAACUACUGUCAUGGCGAAGAAACAGUUUGAAGCCAAUCUUGUUAGUUAAAGUUGAUAUGUUUAUAGCUAGCUACCUUAAUAAUAACACAUUAGUACCUGUUUCUUAAUGCUAAGAAUGCAAAGAAUGAACUUGCAUUCUGGUGAAGACUGGUCUUGCCUAGCUGCCUUGAAAUAGCAAACUCAAAAGUACAAGAGGACAUCAAACGAGUCCACAAAAACUUAAGAAUGCAUAAGAACGCACAUUGAGAAACAGGUUUAAAGUUACAUAUAUAUGAUGGUAACUCUAUUGUCCCCUUGAUUACUUUAAUACCACCACAUUUACACAAGAAUAAAUGGUGAGUGUGUACAAUGGGACUGCACGAUGGCAAAGUGUUGCUCAAGUGGUCGUGUCUUUAUUUGAGUAGAGUAUGUUUCUGGCCUUACCUCCCGUACUUCCUUAUGUGUACUUGACCUUUGAUCUUAGGUUCCCAAGGUGCUCAUGAACCAUCAACAUAAUCAUAGGCUUGGUUCACAUUGACCAAAUCCAAGUUUGGGAGUAUCCUAGUUGGUCUACAUCAUUACAGCCAAUGUAGAUAUAUUGAAUAUUGACUACACUGCCUGAACAUUGGAUCUGUCUGGCAAAAUAAAAGUGUGAACAAUCAAUUCUAAAUGCUGGAUCUUAAAAACAAAUCAGAAUUAUGUGAAGUGUGAACAAAGCCAAAAUGGUUAAAACAAUACCUUUGUGAAUACUGGAGGUUCAACGCAAAAUAACAUCCAUAUUAGCUUAUAGUUUUGCAUGCACUUGUGUCUUUGGUUAUCUGUUACAAUGUAGCCAAUUUCGGAAAUUAUGUCAUAAUUGGUUAAAAUUUAUGGUAAUGGAAAAUCACAGGAACCCAACAUGACCACAGGUCUUUUAGAAUCUCUCAAAUCAUUCCAAUAACACUGAACAAUGUAAUGAUGACAAAAUAUUAACAAAAACAUGUGAUUCAACUCACAAACUCCAUAACUCAUUAAUGCGUAUGCUAUUGGCUGAUUGAAGGUGCCCAGAACUGCACACGCAUGAAAGCUUUAACUUUGAGGAAAAUUAUGAUGAAGUUUAAAAAUCAUGAGAUGCAAAUCUACAAGAGCAAAGUGAUCUUUUGACUAAUUUAUUAUUAUGGCAUAAUUAAAGUUGAAUGUGUCAAUUACGUAUGCUAACUGAAUAAUGUUAAUGUUAGCACUAACAAUGUCAGAUUUCAAAUACACGCAAUUGUUCACAGAAUGUAAAUGGAAAAAAUUGUUUGCCAACAUGCCUAGUGCUCUUGAUGGUGCUUGCUGACUCUGUGCUUGUGUUUAAGUGUUCUGUUACUGUCAGAUGUAUAAACAGAGGAGUGAUUUUUAAAGGUCUUUUUGUAAAAAAUUUUUUAUAAAAGCCUCUUUGUCUGACAUUUGUAAAUAUGAUUUUCAAAUAAAAAAAAUGCAGAAAGAAAAAAUAAACAAACAAAAAAGUAUGAAGUCGAAUAAACACCGCAAGGAUUAAAUACGGCAAAUAUAAACUGAAUGUGUCUGGUAAGAUAUGCAUUACAGUGAGGAUUUUCUCAGUAACAAUGUAUUUUCGCAGUCAUCUCUCUUCAUUGCCUUUCCUGCAAGUUAACUGCCACAAUGUAAUGUUGCCUAUGUAAACAUUUUCCUCUUAAAAGUGUCCUCUCUAUUCUCUUCCGGAUCAUGCAAGGUAUUUAAUGGCUUUAACAACUCAACAAAUAUACUUAAGAAAAGUGGCAGCGGUGCUUCACUUCACACCAGUACCUCAAAUCUGUCUUAACUGCUAAUUUUAUUAUCAUAAACUUCCCUUAAUUGCUUAUGGAUAGUUUGAUGGACAUUGCAAUACCUGAACUAUUAUGUGUUUUGCUGUGCAGGAUAAGAAUGCGAGCGAAAUUGAGAUUUGAGCUUGCCGGAAGUCUUGUUUCCAAAUGUCAUGGAACACGAGGCUACUUUGCCAGCUAGCACAAACUAAAGCCAUUUCCAACUGUUCAAAUCAAUGUCUGUCCUUGUGUGAAAGAUCUAUUUGUUAUCUUAGUAUAGUGUGAUAUACCCAAUCUACUUUCUUGCAUAAGAGGGCUGUUAGUGACCUGAUGAAGUUUGUAUAUCCUUAAAUGGGUGUCUAAUUAAAAGAGCGAACAUUUAGAUUAAUUUAUUUGUUUUGUUUUUUUCUACUUUCGACAAUGUCAAAGUAACAAUGUUGAAUGUUCAAGCAGGUACAAUAAAACAAAACCUGUACUUUGUAAACUUUUCUUUUUUUUUUUUUUUCUUGGCAUAAAGCAUCCCAUAUAUGGUCAAUUUGUGGGAGAGAUGGUGUUGCAUUUUAGCCCAUGGGUUCAAUCAUUAGUACCAAUGCCAGAUGACAAUGGUAUAUGAUGAAGCUAAUGUGCAGAUAUAAUGGUGUUUUAAUGCUGUUGAUGUAUGUCACCAUUCUUUAUCUGGACCUACCUAUCCCAAUGGGAUUUCAAACAAAAAAUAUAUAUCUCCAUGUUUUGUUUUGUUUUGGUCAAGACGUGAAUCUUGCUUUCUAUUAAUUCUUUAUAAAUCUUUCUAUAUUUGUAUAGAAAAUUGCAAUUGUAAACAUUGUAAAUAGUUAAUGCAUCUGCGACCACAAUCAGUAAAAUAUGAAGAUCCGGCCCUAAGAUGAGAUGUUGUUUUGUAUUAUUAUUGCAGUCUACAGACUGUCUGUUGAAAGGGGUGAAAAGGGCAUGUUAUGAUCUGAGAGAAUUUCAACCAUUAAAUAUUCACUCAAGUUUUCAAUAAACUCGUUCCA